Vespa crabro (European hornet) is the source of this 1543-nucleotide messenger RNA. RefSeq lists its product as uncharacterized. The record is from RefSeq and is a predicted model, not a curated record. NCBI's taxonomy places the organism in Eukaryota, Metazoa, Arthropoda, Insecta, Hymenoptera, Vespidae. The transcript has 3 exons. Bases 651 to 1526 code for a protein of 291 amino acids.
AUAAUGUGUAUUUAUAUUUAAUGUAUAAUCUAUUUAUAUUUAAAUAGAUUCUACCAGUUCAACAUUCAAUAAUUGGUUAAUUUCGUAAGCUAAAUUCAAAAUCCUUCAUCUAACAUUUUUAUUAAUUUUCAUUUAUAAUAUAUUAAGACAUUUUUUCGAAAAUGAAAGCUAAACUAAAUUGUAAGUUUUAAUGACUUUUAUAUUUUCCGCGGUAAUUUUACUGUUUGGAAAAAAUUUUUAAACUGGCCAAUCAGCGUACGCCAUUAUUGUGCAAUGUGAAAUUUUCUUUCGAUUUGGUGGGUGAAAUUGUGCGAGCAUAUAUUAGCGAUGAUCUUAUUACAAUUAAACGAUUAAUUUUCUUUUUCGAUGUCGAAAUUGAUAACACAUUAACAAUUUCUAUUUGUUAAUUCUUUUAAUAGUACAUUUAUUGAUAUAUAAUGUGUUGUAGCACAUAAUGGUAAUUUGUGUUUAUUGAUCUUGAUUGAUACGGACAUCAUGAAAGACAAUAGAAUUGCUUAUGCUUAUAUUUAUUACGUAUAGAUAACUACAGUAAUAAUUUAUAAUUUUGCAAUAAUAAUAUUAGUGUAGUAGUAUUAAAGUGUAUAGGUUAUACAAUAAUUUUCGAAUUCGAAGAAAGUGUAUAUUAUAACAUGAUGAGUACAGGUACACUUAGUUCGAGAGCAGAAAAAUAUUUUUAUAGUUUAAGUCCUUUGGCUCAACGUAUUGGCGAAGAUAUAACUGUGACAAAAGAAGCUUAUGAGGGUCUUUGGAAUACUUUGAGCAUAUCAGAACGGAACCAGGCGAUUAAUGAAACUAUAAUUCAACCCGAGGUAGCUUUACAAUAUGCAGUUAAGGAAGUUGAACUUACUAAAGAAUUACCAGAUUGGUAUCCGAAACUUCGUAUUCAGACUGGCAUGAAAUACGUCAUCGAUGAAACAGGAUCUACAUUAAAAUGGCGAGAUGAACAUUCUGCACCAUUUUCAUUUAUGACACAAUCACAAAUGAAUUUAAAUUUAAUAGAUCCUAAUGAAGAUUUUACAUCCAAAUGUCUGAGAUCUCAUUUCGGAGAAUCUCCUCAUUUUUCAAGUCCAAUUAAAACUCAAAGAAAUAAUACUAAUUCAAUUACCGAUAAUUAUAAUUCUAAUCAAACUAAUCGUUAUCAAUCGGAGUGUUAUUCCAAAAGUAUAUUUGAAGAUGAACCGUGUGGAAAUUUACGUAAUAGUGACAUAGAUACCGAACACUCCGAGAGUAUAUUUGCAAAAUUAAUUAAUAAAACUUCUUUAUUAAAAUUGCAAAAUAAUUUGGAGGAUGAUAUGGAAAGUUUGGUACACGAUAGAGAUUCGGAUAAAAGUCAAUCUAAUACACUUGUAGCUAUUUCACGAACAAAAUCAAGUGAUAUUAAUGAAUCAACAGCUCUCUUAGAAACACCUAGCUCCUAUAGUAGUUUUCAGUCUUCUCAAUUAAAUCACGAAGAUGAAGAAAGAUGUAUACCAAAGACUGGAUUUGAAUUUUUAGAUAAUUGGUAAAUAUACUUUUGAUCAUU